This is a messenger RNA of Mesocricetus auratus (golden hamster), 3739 nucleotides long. RefSeq names its product ess-2 splicing factor homolog (gene Ess2). Gene Ontology annotation, cellular component: catalytic step 2 spliceosome. The transcript has 10 exons. Bases 44 to 1474 code for a protein of 476 amino acids. The record is from RefSeq and is a predicted model, not a curated record. Lineage: Eukaryota; Metazoa; Chordata; Mammalia; Rodentia; Cricetidae.
GUUAGUGUGACGCCGACGCCGUCCGAGCGGUUCUGGGAUAGCGAUGGGGACGCCCGGGGCUUCGGCGGGCUCUCUAUAUCUGCCCUCCGCGUCUGCGCCCCCGAGGAAACGCGCGGCCGUGGAGGCUGGGGUAGCGAAAAGCAGGCAGCGGAUUUUGGAUGAAGACGAAUACAUCGAGGGACUGCAGACAGUCAUCCAGAGAGAUUUCUUCCCUGAUGUGGAGAAGCUACAGGCACAGAAGGAAUACCUGGAGGCUGAGGAAAAUGGAGAUUUGGAGCGUAUGCGUCAGAUUGCCAUCAAGUUUGGCUCUGCCCUGGGCAAGAUGUCUCGGGAACCUCCACCGCCCUAUGUUACUCCAGCCACCUUUGAAACUCCUGAGGUACACACAGGCUCUGGUGUGGUGGGGAGCAAGCUCCGGCCCCAGGGGCGGGACCUAGAUGAUGGAGAGGCUGCAGAUGAGGAGGAGAAGGAGCCGCUGCCCAGCCUGGAUGUCUUCUUGAGCCGCUACACAAGUGAAGACAAUGCCUCCUUCCAGGAGAUCAUGGAAGUGGCCAAGGAAAAAAGCCAUGCCCGCCAUGCAUGGCUCUACCAAGCUGAGGAGGAAUUUGAAAAGCGACAGAAAGAUAAUCUUGAACUCCCAUCGGCAGAGCGUCAAGCCAUUGAGAGCAGUCAGGCUGGAGUGGAGACCUGGAAGUAUAAAGCCAAGAAUUCUCUCAUGUACUAUCCUGAGGGUGUCCCUGAUGAAGAGCAGUUGUUCAAGAAGCCACGGCAGGUAGUGCAUAAGAAUACACGUUUCCUCCGGGACCCCUUCAGUCAGGCCCUGAGCAGGUCCCAGCUUCAGCAGGCAGCUGCCCUGAAUGCCCAGCACAAACAGGGCAAGGUUGGCCCUGAUGGCAAGGAGCUUAUUCCUCAAGAGUCCCCCCGAGUGGGAGGCUUUGGAUUUGUUGCCACUCCUUCCCCUGCUCCUGGUAUGAAUGAGUCACCACUGAUGACAUGGGGAGAAGUUGAAAAUACUCCCCUGAGAGUCGAAGGGUCAGAGAGCCCCUAUGUGGAUAGGACACCAGGACCGACUUUCAAGAUCUUGGAGCCAGGACGCAGGGAGCGUCUGGGUCUGAAGAUGGCCAAUGAAGCAGCUGCCAAAAACAGGGCCAAGAAGCAGGAAGCAUUGCGGAGAGUCACGGAGAACUUGGCCAGUCUUACUCCCAAAGGCCUGAGUCCAGCUAUGUCCCCAGCCCUACAGCGCCUGGUAAGCAGGACAGCCAGCAAGUAUACAGAUCGAGCCCUGAGGGCCAGCUACACACCAUCUCCAGCACGCUCUACCCACCUCAAGACUCCAGCUGGUGGGCCACAGACCCCCACAAGCACACCAGCCCCUGGGUCUGCCACACGCACACCCCUCACACAGGACCCAGCCUCCAUCACAGACAAUCUGCUGCAGCUCCCUGCCCGGCGCAAAGCUUCAGACUUCUUCUAGAACCAAGCCUGACAGGACCUGUGGAUGCUUUAUGGGACACUUUGUGAAAUGUGUGGGGCAGCUGUCUACUCUUCAGAUGACUCUGGGCCUUGGAGACCCAGACCACGGGCAGUUGGUUAUCCCAGGAACCACAGUGUAUAGUGAUGUGCCAUGGCCAGGCUGGCAUGUCACACUGACCACUCCCUUGGGAGUGUAGCACUGGUGCUGUCCCUCAAGGCCCUGCUGAAACUGAUUUCUAGUUAACUUUCAACUGAACCCUUAUUAAAGGACACCUGGCACCCUCUGGCCAGGCUGCUGAUCCAUGUCCUGGGCCACCUGGGUGUCUCGGGACCUCAGGGCUAGAAGCAAUGGAUUCUGGGGAGAAAACUGGCUCACAGAGCUGCCUUCUAUGCUGAGUUCACAUCUGAGACUUCCACUGUUGAAGGAUAGCACAAACCCUAGAAGUUGUGCCAUCGAGCUCAUGGGCUCUGGGUCCAGUUCUGCAACCUCCCAGCCUGGCCUGACCAUUUGGUUUGUUGGUUACAGGCCCAGGUAGGUUCUGCUUAUCAGGCUCACAGUAGGACAAGUCACUUUCUUGUGACUUCAGCUGUUACCUCCCAGCACCUGGCUUCCAGCUCAGGCUAAGGCUAGGCUGCCUCCCCGUCCUAGUCUCUGCUUAUUCCAGUGUUCUUGGCACGUCCUACUGGGCUCUACUAAGACACCAGCCUUACCUCAGUCUGAACUCUACUAUGAAGAGAGUUUGGUUCCCUGCAAACUAAUAAAUGCCAUGUGCACCAGCAGCCAGCCAUUUGCCUGUGAACUAAGGGUAGCUGGUCCUCGGGUGACAAGUGGUCAACUGGGCCUGUGAGCCUUUGCCUUACAGAGGUGAACGGUCCUUGCUGUUUGGGCCUAACAGAGUUGGCAACUGAUCUAAUUCCCCAGCCAGUGGUCUUGAGACCACUGGUGGUGUCAGGACUUGCCCUCUGAGCAGCCCAGGGCUUGAGCUAUUCAGGUGGCCUGAAGCACACCUGACUUCCCAGCCCCAGAUCUCCUUUAAUUCCAUGAGAGCCACCUUUCCAAUCUGCAGGCAUUGGUCCUCUCAGGCCUCUGCCCUGGUGUUCUCUAGAGAUCACCUGGGUUGAGUACCUCCUGUCUUGGGCCUUGUAUAGCUAGUUUGUUAGUUUGACACAGCUAGUUACCUGGGAAGAAGGAACUUCAAAUGAAGAAUUACCUCUCAUCAGAAUGGCCUGAGGGCAUGUCUGUGGGGCAUUUUCUUGAUUGCUAAUUGAUGUAGGAGGGCAGGGCCCAGCAGCAGCAUCCCUGGGCCAUGAUCCUAGGAUGUGUAAGAAAGCCUAGGAAUGAUCUAGAGAGGAAACCAGGAAGCAGUGUUCCUCCAUGGUCUCUGCCUGGGUUCCUGCUCCAGCUUCCAGCUUCCCUGAGUGAUGAACUGUGACCUAGAAGUGCACUGAAAUAAGCCAUUUCCUCCCCUAAGUUAUUUUUGGUUAAAGUUUUAUCAUGGCAUCAGAUACAAACUAGGUCAGGCUUCUGCUAACCAGUAGUUCCCCACAGUGGGUUCCUGUGGGCUCCCAGGGUGUCUGCCCUGGAACCCUCAGGGCUGGAGCUGAGAUCCUUCUGUCUCAGGACGGUUUAAACUUUAAUCUAUGGGCUUCCCCCAGUAAGUGGGAAGAUGGAGAGGACAGGUGCUGCCUACUCAAGCAUUUGUCAGCGUGAGUGAACCUUAGGAGGGAUGGUAAUCAGGACAUGGCACCUAGGCACUUUGAGAGAUGCUGGGGGUGGGGCAUGGCAGGUAUACAGGAUGGGGACAAUAUCAACAAACUGUCAGCUGAGCUGCCCCAUUCCUGGGAAUGGGGAGGGUGAGGCUUGAGCAGCAAAGCUCCCUAACUUUGCCUCUUUGAGGUUAAUGAAUACUGACCACUGAAUAAAAACAAGACAGGGUCAAGGUGGCUUAUAUUGCAUUGGGUAAAGGAGCUGUCCAGCUGUCCAGGCUUGGAAGCCUUGCUGGUGUGAGAAGGCCAGACGCUGACAAGCGUGAGCCUGGCAAGAGAACUAUAAUAGAAGUCCCCUCUGCUACAGGCCUCACUGAGUCUGCCUGGGCCUGUGUACAGGUUCCUGGAACCCUAUGCUAGAGAUCCCCGCGCUGGAUGAGUCCUAGAGAAAAAGACUCCCCACUGGGCACUCUCAAUGCUUGUAUACACUUUGUGGUUUAUUUGGUGGUCAGUAAUUAAUGUCUUUGCUACUAAGUGGAAUAAAGCUAAUAGAACGUAA